CCGGAGAGUCAUUGAAGGUGGCGGAUGCCAGACGUGAGUUCCAGCGACGGUGAAGUUGCAGGAUGAAGGAGAAGAAGACGAGACGCUGACAGAGAGGACAGUGGCUACGCGGGAGGAGAUGUCCAAUGCUCGUCUUCCAAUCGCCCUACAGAGACAGCUGCGCACACCUGUUGAUACCGCUGAACCCGAUGCCGGGUACGAGGGAGUAACUAUCUCCCGUGGGAGUGCGAGGGUAAGAGGGAGACACACACCCACCCAGCCAAUUGUCCAACGCGAAGGCGAGGAGAGAUUACUGACGACUACGACAGAACGAACGACACAGCUACGAGAAGUGCCAGUACGAGGAGUUCAAGAAGCGAGUAGCGAAGAUGGACGAGCUGCGGGCGGCCAAGGGAGGUGCACGAAGCAACUAGACAGUCCAGCCCAGUCGAUGAGAUGAGCUGCGGUGGCUCUGUACGAUCAUAGGGAAAACGAGAUGCAGAAAGAAACAGAGAUGGAGAAUGUGGAAGCAGUGUGUACUCGAUGUCAUCUUUUUUUUUUUUUGUCCUUUUUCCUGGGAAUGCCGGCAUGAUAGACGCAGUUUCUCUCUAUCCAAUCUAUCAGAAAAUAUCAGAGAUAUCAAAAAAGACGUCCUCGAGAAGUCCAUAUCAAACCCGCCCAAGCAACCAUCCACACCGGCCCUGGAGACGCACCACGCUCAGAAGCAAAAGAAGCAGAACAAGACCAUGCAAGAUAAGCUAAAUAAAGCACGGCUGAGGAGAUGCUGAUAAAU
Molecule: messenger RNA, 772 nt
Organism: Trichophyton rubrum CBS 118892
Lineage: Eukaryota; Fungi; Ascomycota; Eurotiomycetes; Onygenales; Arthrodermataceae
Exons: 1
Coding region: 119-439 (106 amino acids)
Source: RefSeq, a predicted model, not a curated record